AUGGCAGACCAACCAAUCAGCCUCCAGUGGUCAGCAUCCUACAAUGUUGCCUCUCCAUCCGAGCGCACGUCAAGAGGCCUUGAGGGCGACAAGAUCCGCCUCCCCCAGUCCGCCCUCGAAAACCUCCUUUCCGAGUCAACCAAACAGGCCAGCAACCUUGGCUCGGCAUACGAUCCUUCGAAUCCCUACGCACGCGCCGCAAGACCAGAGUACUCGGACUCUUUGGCAGGUUUCACUGGGCAGUUACCGAAUCCUCUCAUGUUCCGCCUCGUCAAUCCGGCCAACGGGAACACGGUCUACGCCGGAAUACGCGAAUUCUCAGCUGAGGAAGGCCAAGUCGCCCUGAGUCCAUACUUGCUGGAAGCAUUGGACAUCAAUGCGGCAGACGUGAAGGAUGGAAACGAGGUGGAAAAUGGAAUAGACUUGACGGGCACGAAUGGUAAUUCUGGAGGGCCGCAGAUCAGGGCCGAGGCCAAAGUGCUCCCAAAAGGCACUUACGUCCGGCUGCGGCCAUUGGAAGCCGGCUACAACCCAGAUGACUGGAAAGCAUUGUUGGAACGUCACAUGCGAGGAGCGUUCACGACCUUGACCAAGGAUGCCAUAUUAUCAGUCCGCGGCGUAAAAGGCGAGACAUUCCAAUUUCUGGUGGAUAAGUUUGAGCCCGAAGGAAACGGCAUAUGCGUCGUCGAUACCGACCUGCAAGUCGAUAUCGAGGCUCUGAAUGAGGAGCAAGCUCGCGAGACGGUGCGUCAGAUCAUGGCAAAGGCACAAAGAGCUCCUGGGACUGCCGAUGGCAGCUCGAUCGGUGGAACGAUCGAUAUUUGGAAACCGGUUCAAGGCCAUGUUGUUGAGGGAGACUACGUUGAUUACGAGUUGGAUUCCUGGGAUAAGAGCCGUGAUUUGGAGAUAGGAUUGAGUGGGAUACAGGACGGACAUGAGAUUGAUCUGUUUGUCAGUCCUCGGUCCGCUCGCUCCCGUGUUCCACCUCGCGACUCCGAGCACAUUUUCGGGGAAUUUUCAACGCCGGAACAAGGAUCUAAGAAGAUUGUAUUGUCUUCAAGAAACGCAGAGCUGGACGGCGCAGAUGGGUUGCGAAUAUCAGUCCAUGGGUAUACGCCUAAUGACCAAGCAACUCCAAACACGAGCCCAAGGCCUUUCACCUUGAGAGUUCGGGCUGCCCCGGAAGAGCCACCUUCAAAAUCGACCGAAACUUCGCAAGAGCACUCAGCAGAAGACGAGCAGUGCAAGAACUGUCUCCAGUGGGUACCGAAACGAACCAUGUUCAUGCAUGAGAACUUCUGCCUGCGGAACAACGUGGCCUGCCCACACUGCAAGAACGUUUUCCAGAAGCGAUCGUUAGAAUGGCAGAGUCAUUGGCACUGCGAUCGCGACGAUAGCUACGGCAGCUCCGUGGAAAGCAAAUCCAAGCACGACUCCAUCUUCCACACACCGCAUUCUUGCUCAAGCUGUGGGCCCGACCAGACUUUCCCGUCCCUCCCACUCCUCGCUCGCCACCACACCACGGUCUGCCCAUCCAAGCUCAUCCUCUGCCAAUUCUGCCACCUCGAAGUCCCACAGGAAGGCGACCCGACAGACCCCGCCUCCGAGGCCGAAACAGCCAUCUCGGGGCUUACGCCGCACGAGCGGGCUGACGGCGCCCGUACGACGGACUGCCACCUCUGCGGCAAGAUAAUACGGCUCAGGGACAUGGCGGCGCACACGGCGAACCACGAACUCGACAAGAAGUACCGCGAGGCCCCGCAGACGUGCCGCGACAAGCUCUGCGGGCGCACGCUGCAUGGCGUGGGCCCCAGGGGCCAGAUCGGCGCGGGCACGCGGAUGGGCCAGGGCCCCGGUAACGACCUGGGCUUGUGCUCGAUCUGCUUUAGCCCGCUGUACGCGUCCAUGCACGACCCGGACGGUAAGGCGCUCCGCCGCCGCAUCGAGCGGCGCUACCUGACCCAGCUCAUGGCCGGGUGCAACAAGCCCUGGUGUGCCAACGAGUGGUGCAAGACGGGGAGGAAGAACCUCGGCGCGCAGCCAAAGGCCCCGGCCGGCGGCGCGGCUGGGCUGAUACAGGAGGUCAAGCCGCUGGUUGCCGAGGUGGACGAUCGGAGCAAGCCGAUGUACUUCUGUGUGGAUGAGGGUGGUCAGAAGCGCCGCAUGGUUGCUGAGGUGCUGGCCUCGGAGGGUAUCUGGGAUCUGGAGUGGUGUAUUGCUGCUGCUGAGGCGAGGGCCCGAAUAUGGACAAGGGGAGAGAGUGGCUGA
Diaporthe citri is the source of this 2268-nucleotide messenger RNA. RefSeq lists its product as uncharacterized. Lineage: Eukaryota; Fungi; Ascomycota; Sordariomycetes; Diaporthales; Diaporthaceae. Gene Ontology annotation, molecular function: polyubiquitin modification-dependent protein binding. The transcript has a single exon. Bases 1 to 2268 code for a protein of 755 amino acids. Gene Ontology annotation, cellular component: VCP-NPL4-UFD1 AAA ATPase complex. The record is from RefSeq and is a predicted model, not a curated record.